GGUGUGGACGCGACAACACGGCGCUCGGCUCCCCGCUAUCCUACGCGCCCCAGCACAAGCAAAUCAACCGUUCCUCCCUGCAACUGAAACUCGUCCUCGAGUCGCCCUCCGGCCUGAGCGGACAGAAGCGCUAUGAGGCAGGAAUUCGGCCGGGGAGACCUCGCUUGUUAGUGCGAGCGGAGGCAGAGGCCGAGCUGCUCCUCCGAGGCGGGCGAGGCGACAAACGGUCCGACGCGGCGCUAACAUGGUGCCCGGGCGUGUGCUGGGCUGCCUGGUGUGCCUGCAGGGUCGGCGGGCGCGACGAAGUCUGCGGGAUCCAUGCCACUCGGGGAUCGCUCUCUUGUAAAAGCGGCGGAGGAAAUCAUUCAAUAGGUCGAAAUUGUUUUCUCUUGAAAGCGUGUGUAACGUGAAAAAUCCCAUUUCGAAGUCUACCUUCGCGGUUAAGAGUCACAGAAAGGGCGAAAAGUAUGAAUCCACUAACCUUCGAAAUUUCUAAAGACAAAUUAAGAUAAAUCAGCAGAUAGAAAGACGAAGUGAACGUCCUUAGCAUUAACUCACUUUAACCCAAAACUGUGCGAGACAAGCGGUGUCUGAUUCCCCUGGUAGCGUCCACGGCAACCACACGACCGCCUCCUUCAGUCGCCGCGGAGACCACAGCUGUCAUCUAUCACCGGCCGCCAACGACCUUCUCAUCAGCCGUGUCACAGCAGCCCAUCAGAAUGCGCGGGGUCCGUGCCACGGCCUACGUGGCUCUGCUGGUCGUCUCUGCGGCCCUGCAGCCCGUCACGGCAACAUGGUGGUUGCUGGGCCUUAACAGCGCUCAGAUCCAGAGCUCUGCCGAGUUAGCUCCUCGUCACUACAGGGAGGAAUGUAACAACCUUACCUAUUUAGUGGCCAAACAGAAGCAACUCUGCUCACUCUCCCAAAAUGUUCUCAAGACGGUGAGCCUGGGCGCGCGCACGGGCAUCGGCGAGUGCCAGCACCAGUUCCGAAUGCACCGCUGGAACUGCUCCACCUUCACCGACUCGCCCCACGUCUUCGGCCACCUCCUCAGGAUCAAGAGCCGCGAGAAGGCCUACGUGUACGGCAUCUCGGCAGCAGGUGUGGCGUACGCGGUGACCCGGGCCUGCAGUCGCGGGGAGCUCACCGAGUGCGGCUGCGACGAGCGGAUUCGACAGCGCCCGAACCGCGGAAGGUGGGAGUGGGGAGGCUGCUCGGAGGACCUGACCUUUGGGGAGAACUUCAGCAAGGAGUUCGUGGAUGCGAGGGAGUCCAGGAACAGCGCCGAGGGCCUCAUGAACCUCCACAACAACGAGGCUGGAAGGAGGGCCAUCAGAUCAGAGAUGGAGAUCCUGUGCAAGUGCCACGGCGUCUCGGGUUCCUGCAGCAUGCGCGUGUGCUGGCGACGCAUGAGGGCCUUCAGGAGCAUUGGGGACUCUCUCCUGCACCGCUUUGAGGGCGCUGUCAUCGUCAGAUACGUGAAUCGAAAGAAGAGGAAGAAACUCCGGCCACUGAGACGCGGUUUCAAGAAGCCGAGCCGUCGUGACCUCGUCUACCUAGAAGAGUCGCCAGACUACUGCAACCGGAAUCAAACGCUAGGCGUCCUGGGCACGGUGGGGCGGCUGUGCAACAAGACCAGCUGGGGCAUGGAUGGCUGCAAGAUCCUGUGCUGCGGCCGAGGAUACCAGACCAUGGUGAAGGACGUCGAGGAAAAGUGCAACUGUCGAUUCAUCUGGUGUUGCAAAGUGGAGUGCGAGAGAUGCCGAGUGAGACGCGAAGAGCAUUAUUGCAACUGAAGGCGAGGGCUCCUUCCCGAUCCGGAAGGCACGAGAGAAGAAGACAGGCGGGCUCUUGGAUGGUAGCUGGUUCCUAGAUGCGAAGAGGAAAUGUACAAAUUUUUUUGUGGAAGAGUGGUAGGGUCUUGUGUCCUUAGCUGUUAACUUUCACACCUAUGAUGAAGCAUGUGUGUCCUCAUAUAGCAGGGGAGAUGAGAACCCUGUGUAAACUGUCCUUUUGGUGUAUUCUUGUAGCUAUAUAAAUACAGUAAAACUAAUCUUGUAUUUUUACAUCAUUACUUUUGCAAUAUUGUGGUGGUUCUAAUGUUUGUGUGAGUUUAAUUUCUGUGUAAUAGGUUUGUUUCUUGUACCUGAUUAUAUGUUUGCUAGAUAGAAGUCUAGGGAACUUAUAGACCAGCGAAUGAUGAUGACCGCUGAGGACAUUGGUUUUGUCUUAAUGCGCAAAACAUGAGGGUAGUAGUACGUGUCUCGCUGCCAAGUCAUGCAUAUUCAGGUUCUGCAUGAAUCUACUUCCUCUGGAUUAGACUCCUCUUAAAUCCUAGAGGAAGAUGUAAUCAGACAAGUUUGGUCUCAGAAUUUAUUCUCAGAAACUGUUGUUUUUUCACUUGUUCGGCAACAUGAAUUUGUAUGAUAAUAUGCAUUUGGCAAAGAUGUGUAUGACUCAUUCAUGAAUAUCUAUGAUGUUUCCAUUGCCAAGUCUCUAGUGUCUCUAUUAAGUGUCUAAGGUUUGGGUAUAAGGAGGUACCUCUAGAAAGUCUUUAUGACAGCAUGUGUUCCCUAUUGGACUAAACACAAAAAUAGUUGUGCUUUAAUUUUUAUUUUGUAGAAACUGGUCAAAGAAUGUGCAUUCCCUUAUUAUAUAUACAUAAGUUAAUGUCCUGUGUGUGUUAGUAUUAACUGAGCGAUAAUAGUAAGGGUACAUUUUAAUAUUUUGUUCGAAGAUUUUUGGUUGGUUCAGUGAAGAUAGGAUUAAAAGCACUGCCAGAAGAGGUUAAAUGUAAGUCAGAUGGAAGGAUAGUAGCACAUUUUGUUGUCUGUUAGAAGAUUAUCAGCAUUUAGCUAAUUAGGCCAGAUAAAGAAGGGAAGUGUCCGUGGAAAGCAGUUUAAUAUGACGUAUGGAUAGAAUUAGCUAUGAUUUUGAAGGACUGUGUUAGAGAUGACUGAGUAUAAACAUAUAAUAGUAAUGGGAGUGCAGGCUUUGUAAAGAAAAAAAUAGCCCAUAACUGGCACCUGGACAGAAGUUUUCCCCUUUAGGGCUGACACCUUAACAUAAACAUUCUAAUAAUUGUAGACAUGUGGUAUAUGCAACAGUUAUUACAUAUGUACAGUGCAACAGCAUAGGAGAGAAGAAAAAUAUUCAUGAAUUGAUUUGAGAGUUAUGAUCGAUUUGUAUACUGUUGGCAUAGUGUCGAGAAACAGACUAAAAAUUAUAUAGAAAUUUAAGACUGCAAAGUUUAAAAACAAAAAACCCUUUGUGACUCGCCAAUGGCCUGUAAGAUUGAGAGAGCUCACCAGAUUAUAGCAAAUGUUUCUCACAGAGCGAUACACGCUAUGACAGCACUGUGCAUUGGUUUUCUCUCGUGAAUGCUGUAGGCGUGAGGAGUUCUGCCGCUAACACAGUCCUUUUCUCCCGGGUAACCGUAGUUUAAGUAGCGGCCAAAAGAGGCAGUGGCUGUUUGGGGAAAAAUGCAACCUUCCUUUAUUUUUUAUAUGAAAACUGCAACAGGGCUCUAAAGAAGAUAUUUUUAAGUGUAUCUUUAGGUACUUUAUGAUGGAAAUUAUUUUAUCUUUGCAUUAUAUAUUACAGUCAGAUAUAUGAUGUGUAUAUAUGUGUAUUGAUUAUGCAACUAAUUUGCAGAUUUGGCUGUUACAUAUAGAGCAAAACUUAUUAUAAACAGAAUUUAAUGCUUCCUCUAAUUCCUAGUAUAAAUCUAUAUAUAUAUGUAACAAAUUGUAGGUGUAAAUAGCUUAAUAAGAAAAAUGAACAUUCCAAUAAUUGUAGUGUAAUACUAAGAAACACACACACACACACACACACACACACACACACACACACACACACACACACACACACACACACACACACACACACACACACACACACACACACACACACACACACACACACACACACACACACACACACACACUCACGCACAAGUAUCUUAUAGACAGUCCAGUAUUAUGACGAUCCUGAAUGUGUUGCCAAAUUAGUAUAAGGUAUCUCCAUGUUCCAAUAUCUGUAUUAUUAAUGACAAUAGAAUGUAAUAUAAAACAGGAAAAUAAGGCAAGGGGAUUUUUCAGUUAUACACAUUAUGUGACUUCUCUACAAGUCAGCCGGUCGUCAUCUCCAUCCACAGUUCCCUCUUCACCAGAAUUCGAUCCAAGUGUUUGAUUGCCUAUGAAAUGGCGUCUGCUUCCCGUCCCUCUGCGCUGAUCAGAUGUGCAAUAGUUGGUAUUCCAGGAACAUUCUUUUCUUGCUGCUUGUCGCAUUUAAGCUUAGUUGCAUGCCACCUUGCACCUAAAUGUUCGUUACCGACACUUGCGUCUGUAAUUGUUAACUACACUUGCACCCUUAGUUUUUCGUUAGGCGCAUUUGCACUUACUGAUAUGUAAUAUGUUGCUUUCAGACUAUUUGCACGAUUAAUUGUUUGUUAAGUAUAUUUGUAUGGGUAGUAUUGCUUGAAAACAUUUGCACAAUUAAACCUUUAUUUUUCUCAAUCACUUGCACACUUGAGCUGCUUGUCAGCACAGCUUGGCCGGUAGUUACUUGUUAGCCACGUCUGCAAUCUCGCUGCUUGUUAGCCAGUCUUGCACCCUGAUAGCACAGCCGAAUCUUUCAGUGCCUGCUUCCUCUUCCUGCACCUUUAGUUGCUUUUUAGCCAUAUUUACACCUAGAAUGGCUUGCCUGCUAAUUUUGCAAAUUUGCCUGCUCAUUAAAUAUAUUUGCACUUUUGUUGGCUUUUAACGGCAGCAACACUUCACUUGCUUCGUAGCCACACUUGCACCAUUGCUUGCUUAUCCACCCGCUUUGUCAAUCAGCAAAUUGAAACCGCUGCUUUCCAGCUGUAUAAUUUAUUAGUUGUUUGUUAGUCACGAUAACACCUCUAGCUUAGCAGUCAUACAAGACACCUUUGCACCCUCGUUUGCCUCUAGCCACUUGCAUCUUCAGCUGCCUGUUGUCAUAUUUGCAAUUACUCUCGCCUGUUAACUGCACUCAUUAACUUGUACUGUUCUGGAAUAUUUUAGUAUUAAUUAAAGUAAUUUACCAUGGCAAUUAACAACUAAUUAUUGCUCGAAAGUUUGAUUUCUAAUUCAACAAAUUGUCGAGGCUCUCCCAUAUCUUGCACAAAUAAUUUUUGUGUUAGAAGAGUGAGGAAUGUAAUCCAUAUAUAUUACCAGUUUUGCUGGUAAUAUAUAUUAUCAACUUGGAUGAAAAAAAAGUAAGGUAUACAGGUGAUAUAUGUUUCAUGCAGUCGUUUUAAGGUUUAAAAACGAUAAGAAUUCAAUAUCCAAAAUAAUGUUAAUUGCUUCUUAUAAUGUUUAAGUGAUUUCACAAAACGAAAAUGAAAUACUGUGUUAUGAUAUCGACGCAAUUGAGAAUUUCCUGUAUAGGGGUGUUAUUUCACUUCGGUCUUAACGAGAGAUAUCCAGCGCCACACACCUUCAAACUGACACUGUCUAACAAACCCGAAGAUCUUUGUUUAUCUAGAGUUCCGGUAAUAAAACCAAGAGCAAGGUCGUGGGGCAACGCUCCCUGUGCCCUGUGUGUUCUGCCUGAAUUAUUGUUCAGUUUUCUGUGAACAAUGAUUUGGAUAAUUUAAUUUACAAGAAUUCUAGAUAUUAUAAACAUUCUAUAAUUCA
Messenger RNA from Penaeus chinensis, 5660 nucleotides. RefSeq names its product protein Wnt-1-like. The transcript has 9 exons. Lineage: Eukaryota; Metazoa; Arthropoda; Malacostraca; Decapoda; Penaeidae. The coding region runs from base 720 to 1796 and encodes 358 amino acids. Gene Ontology annotation, biological process: neuron differentiation; multicellular organism development; canonical Wnt signaling pathway. The record is from RefSeq and is a predicted model, not a curated record. Gene Ontology annotation, cellular component: extracellular region. Gene Ontology annotation, molecular function: cytokine activity; frizzled binding.